This is a messenger RNA of Anopheles moucheti, 7244 nucleotides long. Its product is annotated as dystrophin. The record is from RefSeq and is a predicted model, not a curated record. Bases 1 to 4857 code for a protein of 1618 amino acids. Gene Ontology annotation, cellular component: plasma membrane. Gene Ontology annotation, biological process: synaptic signaling. Gene Ontology annotation, molecular function: protein binding; zinc ion binding. Lineage: Eukaryota; Metazoa; Arthropoda; Insecta; Diptera; Culicidae. The transcript has 18 exons.
AUGGAACAACAGCAGUCCGUCGCCUUGAAAGAGACCUAUACACGCCCCGCUGGAGUAGAACCAUCCAACUCGCAUCUAUUUCGAUCCAGUCAUGCAAAACCGCCUGAAAUUCCGGUCCGAGUCGGUGCAGGGAGUGUUAAAGCACCUGAAAUACCUCCGAAAAAUCUUACGAAACGACCAACCACUAUCGGUGCUUCGAACAAGGAUGAGAACAUCCCAAGCGCUAGCAUGCUAUUAUCACAACGUGUUGCACCAAACCGUGCGCCUCCAUUGCCACAAAAGUCGUCCAGUAUUGCACAGGGUAGCUCUAAUAGCACAAUUCUUCCGCCCGCACCACAUCCCAUUGCUCCUGGCGUGGGAAUUGCAGCUUCCCCGGCGACUGUAACGACCGCAGCAGCAUCGUCAUCGUCAUCCGCCUCAGUGAGUGGUGCCGUGGCUAACAGGACGAAUGAUGCAUUAGGCAAAGAGCGCUCAUCCGCAACUAAAACGACGACAAAACCUACGAAGCUGGAAGAUUAUGGAUCCGAGGAUGCUCUACGUGGGAUUGAGAGUGGUUUGCGAAAUGUGGAACGUGCCAUUAAAGAGCAGAUGAGCCUACGAUCUUCGGUGGAAGCUGAAGAGCAGCAGAGCAUCGCACAUCCGGUGAAAUUCGGGCGACUAGAGCUAAUGGGUAAACAUUCUAAUUCAAUGGGAUCGGCCACAUCGCUGGACAAUCCUUUCGAUGGACCGGGUACGACUUCAGGUAUGCUGCAAGGGUUUAAGUUCGAUCGGUUCGAUCAAAACCCAAAGCAAAUGGGAUUGGAACGUGGAGUAAGCAUGGAGAAGUUGCGCUUCGACGCUGGAGGGUCCGGAUCGUUUCAUGACCAUACCACGAAUGGUAUGGAACACGGCAUACCGCAAAGACCGAUGGAGCAUCAGUUCCGCUCACUGGAUCGACACCUUCCGCUUGAAUUACAAUACGGAAGCAGCCAACAACGGCAAAGAUCGCAGGAGAUGGAGUUUAUCAAACAGCAGCUUCUUCCCGUUAUCGCUCGUAGUAAGGAAACGAACAGCUUGAACCGUCAGAUGGGAUUGUCCAAGGACGAUCUUCGCACAAGGCGGCGUUCGUCGCAUGAUGAGAGUCUGUUUUCAAUUAACAAUUCAGCUCCACGCAUGAAAGACCAAUGGGAGGAUACAAACCAAUCGGUAAUGCAACGCAAAACCCAACUCACCGCAAUGCUCGGGGACUCUCAAAGAUACGAAGCAAAAAGGCUAGAAAUAGACGCUUGGUUAAGCAGAAUGGAGACAAUAACGGAACGGAUGGGACCAGUAGCAACGACGGCCGACGUAUUAGACAUUCAGCAGAAAGAGCAAAAGUCCUUCCAUGCGGAGCUGCAUAAAUUUAAUCAUCAAAUUGAAUUAUUCAACCAACUGACCCAGAAACUAAUAUCGGUAUACCAGUGUGACGAUACAUCGAGAAUUAAGCGAAUGACCGAAUCAAUCAACCUGAGGUACAAUAAUUUAAAUAACUCCAUUAUUUCGAGAGGAAAACAACUUCAUGCCGCCAUACAUUCAUUGCAAACAUUUGAUCGUACAUUUGAACAGUUCCUCGGUUGGCUGAGUGAGGCAGAAUCGCUAUGUGAAAACACGGAAUCGGAAGCGGACAGGAAUCCACACUGCUUAAAGGAUUUGCAAUCAGAAAUCGACGCAAACCGGAAGGUAUACGAAGGACUGGACAAUACUGGACGUAAGCUGCUGCGUUCACUAACAUCACAAGAGGAUGCUGUAAUGUUGCAGCACAAGUUGGACGAAAUGAAUCAGCGUUGGAACCAUCUGAACUCGCGCAGUGCCGCCAUUAGGAACCGUUUGGAAUCAAACUCCGAUCAUUGGAAUGCUCUACUGCUUUCGUCUCGCGAACUUACGGAGUGGGUAAUUCGAAAAAAUACCGAACUCACCUCGAUUGGAUUCGGCUCGAUCAAUGGCGAUUCCAACAGCUUGCAAAUGCAGUUGGAUGAGCAUAAAGCAUUUCGCCGCCAGCUCGACGAUAAGAGGUCUAUAAUCGAGAACAACCUAAUGAAUGGAAGACAAUACAUAUCAAAUGAAUCGCCACUCUCCGAUACAAGUGAUUCCGAAGCAAUUGAUGAAACUAUGUACAUUUCUACCGAAGAACAAAAUCGCAUUCUGAGCCGCAGCAUACGCCGGGAGGUGAACAAACUGUCGGAACAAUGGACACUGUUGAUUGAAAGGUGCGACAAAUGGAAGCAUCGACUGGAUGAAAAUAUUACUAAAAUGCGACAAUUUCAAAAAAUUCUCGAAGAUUUAAGCUCCCGAGUAGCGUCAGCUGAAACAAUCACCCACUCGUGGACAAUUCCCGCCCCUGGGUCGGACACUACCGAAGAGAUGCAGCAUUUACAACGCUUAAAAGACAAACUUACCACGGCUAAUGCACUGCUGGAUGACUGUAACGAGCAGCAAAACUUUUUCUCUUCCUGUCGUGUAAUCGUUCCGAGUCCGUAUUUGGCCAAGCUUGAAGAUAUUAAUACACGCAUGAAGCUUUUACAUAUUGCUGUAGAAGAACGGUUCAAAGUUCUGCAGCAAUGUAAUCAAACGCAUGUUGGUGGGGAAGAUGGUAUGCUUGGAAGUCAUCAUGAGGAGGGUGGAAAAUUCACCAAACCUCUUCACAUUGCUGCUGGAGGUACCACUGUUCCAAAUCUAGAAAAAAGCGUCCAAAUACCAUGGGAACGUGCAGUGACACCUGCCAAUGUGCCUUAUUAUAUCAAUCACGAACGUGAAAGCACACAUUGGGAUCAUCCAGAAAUGAUAGAGCUAAUGAAAUCUUUAGCUGAUCUGAAUGAAGUCCGAUUUUCCGCUUACCGCACUGCGUUGAAGCUCCGCACUGUCCAGAAAAGACUCGCUUUCGAUCGUUUGAACAUGAGUGUUGCCAUCGAAAUUUUUGAUCGAUAUGGUUUGCGGGCACAGAAUGAUAAACUGAUUGAUAUACCCGACAUGACAACAAUUUUAAAUUCGUUGUACACAACGCUGGAACCCAACGAUCGUGCAGUGAUGUUAGAUUUGGCUAUCAAUUGGAUACUCAAUGUGUAUGAUUCUCAGCGAACGGGACAGAUACGGGUACUCAGCUUCAAGGUUGGAUUAAUUUUAUUGUGUCGCGGGCAUCUGGAGGAGAAAUAUCGUUAUCUCUUUCGGUUGAUUGCUGAUCUGGAGAAAAAGGUAGAUCAGCGGAAAAUGGGGCUACUAUUACACGAUUGCAUACAAGUGCCCCGUCAGCUGGGGGAAGUUGCCGCCUUUGGUGGUUCCAACAUUGAACCUUCAGUCCGAUCGUGCUUUGAACUUGCUGGUGGUGUUAGUCAAAAUGGCGAAUUGUUAGAAACGGCAAUUGAAGCGCAACACUUUCUCAGCUGGCUCCAACAUGAACCGCAAAGCAUUGUAUGGCUUCCUGUGUUACAUAGGCUUGUGGCGGCUGAAACUGCGAAGCAUCAAGCUAAAUGUAACAUAUGCAAAGAGUACCCGAUUGAAGGUUUUCGUUAUCGUUGCCUGAAAUGUUUCAAUUUCGACAUGUGCCAAAAAUGUUUCUUUACUGGGCGCAGUACAAAGAAUCACAAACUAAGUCAUCCGAUGCACGAAUACUGCACAACGGCGACAUCGACGGAAGAUGUAAGAGAUUUCACCAGAGCACUGAGGAACAAGUUUAAAAGCCGCAAGUAUUUUAAGAAACAUCCUCGCGUUGGUUACCUUCCCGUACAAAGUGUGUUAGAAGGUGACGCACUGGAAAGUCCCAUCCCUAGUCCACAACACGGAACUCACACACUGCAGAACGAUAUGCACUCUCGGUUGGAAAUGUACGCAUCCCGUUUGGCACAGGUGGAAUGUGGAACUCGAUCCAACUCCACACCCGACAGUGACGACGAGCAUCAGCUGAUUGCACAGUACUGUCAAGCGUUACCAGCAGCGAACGCUACCGGAAACACAACGGGCAGCGGCGGUCCCAAGUCCCCGGUGCAGGUGAUGGCUGCAAUGGAAGCCGAGCAGCGAGAAGAGCUGGAAACUAUGAUAAAAGAGUUAGAGGAAGAGAAUGCAAAUUUACAGGCCGAAUAUGAAAAGCUUAAGGCAAAGAAAACGAGCACACCCAUCACUACACCAGAUGAAGGAUAUAAAACUCCGACAUCUGCAUCGAAUGCUAUACUUUCAUCUGUCACACCGACUUCUACCGGUGGUUCGGAUAUGGUCACAGAAGCAAAACUGUUGAGACAACAUAAAGGACGAUUGGAAGCUCGAAUGCAGAUAUUAGAAGACCACAACAAGCAGUUGGAAGCUCAAUUGCAACGCUUACGGCAGCUGUUGCAUGAGCCAACACCUCCCAAACCUCAAACGCUACAAACUAGGUCCGUAACAGCAUCCCAACUAAAUACCGAUUCGCCGGCAAAAAUGCAACAUAAUGGACAUUAUGAUCAGAAAAUUCCAUCUGAAUUGAAUCAAAAACCUACAUCUCUGUAUGGUCCCGUCGGAGGAGGCAGCAUGAAUGGGUACCUUUCAAUGGCGGGAGAUGAAAUGCGACAACGGGAACAGUACAGUGUGGAUGCUUAUGACAAAACAGGGGCCGGAGUUGCCGCUGUGACUAAUGCCUUUUCAUCAAAUAAAGCAGUAGGUUCAGCUGGAGGCGUUGGUAUGGGUAGUGGAGGCAAUGGAAGCAUGAUGCCAUCGGAAUACGGGAUGGAUGAGCGACCGCCUCCACCACCGCAUUCAAGUUUGUUACACAUGGCCGACGACCUCAAUAAAGCCGUAGAGGAAUUGGUCCACAUCAUGACAACGGAGUCGAAGGAUGAAUUGCAACACGAGAGCACAACGGCAACACUGCAAUAAACAAUAAGGUAGAUUGGAAGCGACAAUCGCUAAAAAAUAGAUUGUUAAACCAGCAACUAUUACCCAAUUCGUAAUUCGAUCGAUGUCCUCCAAGAAAAAAAAACAUAUAUAGUCAUGCAUAUCUUUUUCGUAUCAUACAGACUACAGACUAUUGGAAGAAUUGUAUAGUUUACUUCUAGUAAUUGACAUGUGUACUUUGAGCACAGAUGGUUCGCAAGGACCAAUUUUACACUUGUAGCGAUAGUGUUCGUGUUUCACAAAUAUUUAUAUUAUUAUUAUUGAUGCAAUUAUGAUAUCUAUCAUUACUAUGAAAAUUAUCUAUAGUACGACCGUAUAUACAUAUACAAUAAUAUACCUAACAAAUAUGAUGCAUACAAAUCAAUAAUUUAAACAAGGCUACAUUACAUACCUUCUGCUAAAUAAUCAUUCAUAUCAUAUGUGGAACAAUGUUUACUCACAAAACAUAACAAUCAAAACAAGCUAUAACUAACCCAAAAAAUGGUAAUUUUUCUUCUAAUUGUACUGGGCGCAUUCUGGUAUGUUAUACAUUAUUUUUACAGCACGAACAGAAUGUAAGGAAAGUACAUUUCGACAUUGAUUCAAUUCACAAUCAUUUGAAGAAGCUACUGGAAAAGGGAAGAUAGUUUAUGUUGCGAAGCAUUAUCAAAUCUGAAAUAUUAACAUUUUGAAUUCCAUUCAUAAUGACAAAGUUAAAAGUUAUGAAAUAUCAUAUAAUUCUGAUAAAUCAUAGUAGCAAUCUAGCCACAUUUUUAACUUUUUAUAUUAUACAACAAAUCAUAACGGGUGUGAUUAUUGUCAACAUUUUUUUCCAAUGUUUUUUUGCGAAUCUUGAUUUCUUAGGUCUAAUUUGAUCCUUGUUGGUCCUAAAAUAAUGCCAGCUACAAAAUAACUGUACUUGUAUUUGUUUCAAUCAAAAUUAAUGCAAUUAAUUGUUCUUGCAAAAUAUUUUUGUAUUCUUACUAAAGUCAACAUAAGAAUUGAUCUUAUGAGUAUUAAUAUCAAAGGACAAAGGAAUGCGAAAAAAAUGUAUCCAUGCAGAAGAGGAUUUGGCGUAACACAUAUUGAAGAAUAAACAUCGAACGGUCGUAGAAAAUUUGUAUUGCUGUAGAUGAUUUAUGUUAUGUGGCAUUACAACGGUAUGUUGUCCCGGUAUCGCCCCAACAUUAAAAAAUAUCAUGGUCUACACUGACAAGCAUAAUUAUAUCAUCCGGAAAAAAUACAGUAUAAAGUAGAGAGUCAUAUGCCUGUUUUCAACGAAUUUUGUACUAGGUCGUUUAGUUAUCGACAUAAUAUACAUAUCAAAGACACAAUAAAAGCAGGAAUACAGCGUAAUCGUACGACCAUAGGCACAAAUGGACUAAAAUAAAUCCAUUGCUCGUACUCGCAUUAAUUUCAUUGAACAUGUUGCAUAAUGUUUUAUCAACUUACAAAAAUGAAAACAACCAAACGAAACAAGAAAUAAUAUGUUUCUGUUAUCAUACACUGAUCCAUUAACAUUAUUGCCCAACAUGACUACUAGGAAAGGACACAUUGGAUAUCAUAUCGCAUCCCGUUUGUUAGCAACCGUGAGCACAAAUUCUACUGGUUAUACCACAUCAAUUUCAUCUCGGAACUAGUGCAAUAUAGUAGACAAAUUAAAAACACCUUCCGUGUAGAUGCAGCGUUAUUAAAGCAUACAACUCGCGUAUUAAUUACACUCUUCUUAUGACUUGUAGAGAAAAGCAUAACUUUCUCCAUUACCGUUACAAGUGAAGUAUGCUGCAUUGCGUUUUCUGUAGAAUGUUCGAUCGAGCAGUGAGCAGCAGUUUCCAGCAAAUGGACAGGGAUAUAUAUCAGCAGCACAAACUCGUUUCCUAGCCGAAUAUUUGAAGCGUGCCGUGGAAGCUCUAUAGUAUUAGUAUACGGAAAGGAGCUAUGCAACAGCAAAUAGAUAAAAAAAAUCAUAAAUCAUUCUGUACUCAUAACUGCUUCGACAACAACAACGUUCUUAUUAAAUCUAUCAUUCUACUACAAACACAACGUAAUCAGCAAAAUAGAUAAAAUACUAUCGAACCACGGCUUGUAUACACUAACCAUCCUUUAAGCAAUUAAGGAAAAACAAGAGUUUCCGAGUGAGGAAUGCGCUAUCAUUCGUAGUACCAUCAAGUUGUUUAAUAACUCGAUUAGGUGAACCUUGAGUAUGGAGUUAAAGAAAAGCAAAAGGAACGAAACUAGAGCAUAAUUAAGACGCUUUUUAAUAUAUAGCAAACGGCAGUAGCGGUGCGGUGCGCGGUGUACAACUAAUUAUUCAGGCAUGAUAGUUGUUGGACAAAAUGAAUACAGGAAAGAUUAAAUAAACAGGCAAUGAUGGAACGAAAUGGUUUAUC